GGUGGCAUGGAUGGCAUCAUAGCAUUCCUUCAGCCCUUAUCACCGGGCGACCGGCUUCGACGACUGGGUGGAAGCGGAAGCUUCCCCUAGAACCUCAGUUGGUGAGCAGCACGCAUUUCUCGCAAAUGUAUCAAACCUCUGGCGAUGAGACCGGCUUGCGAGGGGGAGGGAUGGCGCGCAGAGCAGAGGGAGAGGAGAGAAGAGAGCGAGGAGCGGGGAAAGGCCCAAUGCGCGUUGACCGCAAAGGCGCGCAGCUCAAACCCGUUCCGGCGGCCGGCCGUCACUCACGCUCUCAUUCUGGGUCCGUUUCCCUCUUUCUCGCUCCUCCUCUUCCUUUUUUCUCCUCCCCACCAACCUUUCGUGCAAAUCCACAGACUAUGUAGUCCUCGGUCUUCGUUGAAGCUCGCAGGCGCUGUUCUUGGAUGUUUUCCUCCCUUUGGUCUCAAUUGCCAUUUGUCAGUCCUUGACUUGUCGGCUUUUUUCCCUUCUCUGCGUCUCUGUCAUCCUUAACUACUGUACGAGUCGCUGUCGAUUCCCAGCUCUCUACCCGUGUGCGACAGCUCGCUCACGGGCAGGCUGCUUCUCCUCGACGUCGUGCUGGAGUCCCAU
Molecule: messenger RNA, 609 nt
Organism: Aspergillus sclerotioniger CBS 115572
Lineage: Eukaryota; Fungi; Ascomycota; Eurotiomycetes; Eurotiales; Aspergillaceae
Exons: 1
Coding region: 145-510 (121 amino acids)
Source: RefSeq, a predicted model, not a curated record